AUGUUAACAUUGAAUCGAAAAAUAAUUGAGGAAAAUUUGUUGAAUUCUCCAUUUAAAGUUCCCAGUGAUUCUUAUCGUUCAUCAAUUUAUCAGUUUUUCGUUCGUAAUUUUAUAAUCAAUCGAUUGAUCUUCAACUAUCGAUGGUUUCAUUUGACCUUUUCAAGUCUAACUCUUUCUCUUCUCGUUAUAAGGACAAUCACGUUCAUCUUAGAGAUAACCAAGAAUCUCAACUCUUCAGAAUUUGCGAUUUCUAUCUUCUUGGUUUUCACCAUUUCAGAAUGUUGGUGUCUUUAUGUUGUUCUAGAGAGCAUCGGGUUCCCGUCGACUUCAUUUGUCCGAAAUUUCGACUCCAUUUGGGGUCAAUUAAGAUGUUCUUAUGACGAGAAUGUAUACAAACAACUCGUACGCUCCACAUUCUCAGCUAAUAUCCAAACGGGGAUCGUUGAGGUAACUAAUUUGGCCUCAGUUGCUGCUAACAGUUACAUUGAAUACUUCGACGAGAAAAGAGACAAUAUAAUGAUCUUCAUCGGUGGUAAACUAAUCGAUAUUUUCAUCUCAUUACUAACCUUCAAUUUACUACGAGGAUUUUUUAUCGCCCAUAACUUCAUUAAGAUCGGACAUCAACAUGUUAACAAUCAGAUGAAAAUGAUAAUUGAAUCACCUCACGUUCCCGACUCGACUCUUUAUCGACUUCGUUAUGAACACUUUCAGCUAGUUCGUUGUGGUGAAUUAUGUGACUUGGCCUACAGACGUUUCGUGACAAUGUCUUGUUUAGUGGUCGUACCAAGUUCUAUCGUGAUUCUCUAUAAUCUGGCCUAUGUUGAUCUCACGAUUUCGAGUCAAGUUGUUUACUUUGUAAUUCUUUUGCAGAAUUUCAAUUUUUUCGUUUUCUUUUCUAUUCAUUUGAUCGGCUUCUAUUCGCACCCUGGUCGUGUUCGUGACGAUAUUUAUCAAUCAACUUUAAUCGAAAGAAGUGACAGUUAUAAAUCAGAAGCUUUACUUUUCAUGGAAUUGAUUGAUAAAAAUUCAUCAGGAAUCAAAUUCAUGGGAAUCUACUUGCUGACACCUGAUAUUGUGCCCAAUUUAGCUGCUUUUGUUUUCACUUAUGUAAUGGCGAUUCCGAACUUUUUAACAACCAAAUAGUUGACGCAAAAUGUUUCGUUGGUCGAAAACAAAUCGAGAGUAGAAAUGACAUGUU
Messenger RNA from Panonychus citri (citrus red mite), 1198 nucleotides. RefSeq lists its product as uncharacterized. The coding region runs from base 1 to 1143 and encodes 380 amino acids. NCBI's taxonomy places the organism in Eukaryota, Metazoa, Arthropoda, Arachnida, Trombidiformes, Tetranychidae. The transcript has 2 exons. The record is from RefSeq and is a predicted model, not a curated record.